CUGACAAGCCCGAAAGUCAUUUCCAAUCUCAAGUGGACUUUGUUCCAACUAUUGGGGGCGUCGCUCCCCCUCUUCAUGGUCGGGGGCAAACUUCCUCCUCGGCGCCGCUUCUAAUGGAGCCCCACCUGCUCGGGCUGCUCCUCGGCCUCCUGCUCUGUGGCACCAGGGUCCUCGCCGGCUACCCAAUUUGGUGGUCCCUGGCCCUGGGCCAGCAGUAUACAUCUCUGGGCUCUCAGCCUCUGCUCUGCGGCUCCAUCCCAGGCCUGGUCCCCAAGCAACUGCGCUUCUGUCGCAAUUACAUCGAGAUCAUGCCCAGUGUGGCAGAGGGCGUGAAGCUGGGCAUCCAGGAGUGCCAGCACCAGUUCCGGGGCCGCCGCUGGAACUGCACCACCAUAGACGACAGCCUGGCCAUCUUUGGGCCCGUCCUUGACAAAGCUACCCGCGAAUCGGCCUUCGUGCAUGCCAUCGCCUCGGCCGGAGUGGCCUUCGCAGUCACGCGCUCCUGCGCGGAGGGCACCUCCACCAUCUGUGGUUGCGACUCCCAUCACAAGGGGCCGCCCGGCGAGGGCUGGAAGUGGGGUGGCUGCAGCGAGGACGCGGACUUCGGGGUGCUCGUGUCCAGGGAGUUCGCGGACGCCCGCGAGAACAGACCAGACGCACGCUCGGCCAUGAACAAGCACAACAACGAGGCAGGCCGCACGACCAUCCUGGACCACAUGCAUCUCAAGUGCAAGUGCCACGGGCUGUCGGGCAGCUGCGAGGUGAAGACCUGCUGGUGGGCCCAGCCCGACUUUCGCGCCAUCGGCGACUUCCUCAAGGACAAGUACGACAGCGCCUCAGAGAUGGUGGUGGAGAAGCACCGCGAGUCCCGGGGCUGGGUGGAGACCCUCCGCGCCAAGUACGCGCUCUUCAAGCCGCCCACGGAGAGGGACCUGGUCUACUAUGAGAACUCCCCCAACUUUUGUGAGCCCAACCCCGAGACGGGCUCCUUUGGCACCAGGGACAGGACUUGCAAUGUCACCUCCCACGGCAUCGAUGGCUGCGACUUGCUCUGCUGCGGCCGCGGCCACAACACGCGGACGGAGAAGCGGAAAGAGAAAUGCCACUGCAUCUUCCACUGGUGCUGCUACGUGAGCUGCCAGGAGUGCGUCCGCAUCUACGACGUGCACACCUGCAAGUAGGGAGCCAGGGCGCUGGGAAUGGUGAAGUGUGUGGCUGGGCAGACUGACUGGAGUUCUAUGGGGAGCAGGACCUAAGCCGGGCUCAGCCCUCCGCAUCAGACAGCAAGGAAUCCGGACUGUUGCCUGAUGCCCGUGUGGUAAACUACCUGGACCCAACCGCCCACUGACCGGGAGGCU
Messenger RNA from Molossus molossus (Pallas's mastiff bat), 1358 nucleotides. It is a transcript of the gene WNT3, whose product is annotated as Wnt family member 3. NCBI's taxonomy places the organism in Eukaryota, Metazoa, Chordata, Mammalia, Chiroptera, Molossidae. Gene Ontology annotation, biological process: multicellular organism development; neuron differentiation; canonical Wnt signaling pathway. Gene Ontology annotation, cellular component: extracellular region. The transcript has 5 exons. Gene Ontology annotation, molecular function: cytokine activity; frizzled binding. The record is from RefSeq and is a predicted model, not a curated record. Bases 114 to 1181 code for a protein of 355 amino acids.